UCCAAUUCUCUUGAAUCACACUUCUUGUGCGACCGUCAUCUUCUGGAAGCCCAUAUCUGGUCCUCCAGCCACUCGAGUACCGGCACACGUGCGCAAUCUCCCCGCCAAAAAGGUGCUGUCGCGGGGACUUGGUCUGAGCCGCGAAGCUCUGCUCUAACACCCACACAGCUAUCGACUUGCUUCCGCGCUUCAAGGAUGUUUUCCCUUGAAGGGAGCCUACGACAAUGAUCCCUCGAAUCCUGCCUCGCGUGCCGCUGGCCUGCCCGCGAUGCAGCGUCGCGAAGGCGCACGUCCUCCCGCCGUGGCUCCCGCAAAGGCCGAUUGCUUCUCUCCAACUCCAACGACCCCUCCGGACUUCGGCAGCGUCUCGCCGUGAGCAAGCGCCGUCGCCUAUUCCCGAAUCGCUGAAACCUUCCCCGACGAGCGCGAAAACAUCUGCGGCUGAGGCGACUUUAGCUGCUACUGCUGCCGCUGCCAAAGAUGCCGCUGCCAAGGGCCCCGCGAAGAAGCCCAAGGCGAACAAUGAUCCUCUUGCGACCGUGGACAAGUCUGCGACGGAGCAGCGCAAGGCCGACUGGGCCAUCAUGAAGGAAAUGUCGCGAUAUCUGUGGCCCAAGGGCGAUGUGGGCACAAAAGUUCGCGUAGGACUGGCAGUCGCUCUUCUGAUCGGCGCAAAGGUCCUCAACGUGCAGGUGCCUUUUUACUUCAAGAGCAUUGUCGACACGAUGAAUAUUGAUAUUGCUGCUGUCGGCGGUACGGCCACGACAGUAGCAGGAGCCAUGAUUCUCGCAUACGGAGCCACAAGGAUAGGCGCUACAUUGUUCCAGGAGCUGCGAAACGCCGUCUUCGCCUCGGUUGCGCAAAAGGCGAUUCGCGGAGUGGCUCGCAAUGUCUUCAACCAUCUUUUGCGGCUUGACUUGAGCUUCCAUCUGUCCAAGCAGACGGGCGGCUUGACGCGGGCCAUGGACCGUGGUACAAAGGGCAUCAGUUUUCUUCUGACUAGCAUGGUCUUCCAUAUUCUCCCGACAGCAUUGGAAAUCAGCAUGGUGUGCGGCAUCCUCACAUGGCAGUAUGGAUUCAAAUUCGCAGCCGUAACGGCGCUGACCAUGGUUGGAUAUACGGCUUUUACCAUCUGGACGACGGCUUGGAGGACAAAGUUUCGCAGACAGGCCAAUGCCGCCGACAAUCGAGCUUCGACGGUGGCCGUGGACUCGCUCAUCAACUACGAGGCUGUCAAGUACUUCAACAACGAGAAAUUCGAGGUUUCGCGCUAUGAUAAGGCUUUGAGAGAAUACGAGAAGAGCUCCAUCAAGGUAGCUACCUCUCUGGCUUUCCUCAACAGUGGUCAAAAUGUCAUCUUUUCUACUGCUUUGACUGCCAUGAUGUACUUUGCAGCUGAGGGAGUCGCCGCGGGAACCUUGACUGUCGGAGAUCUCGUCAUGGUGAACCAGCUAGUCUUCCAGCUAUCCGUCCCUUUGAACUUCCUCGGCUCAGUGUAUCGCGAACUGCGACAGUCGCUCUUGGAUAUGGAGACGCUGUUCAAUUUGCAGAAAGUCAACGUCAACAUUGUGGAAAAGCCAACUGCGAAGCGCCUGGCUCUGAUCAAAGGUGGAGAGAUCAAAUUUGAAAAUGUUAGCUUUGGAUAUCACCCCGAGAGACCCAUCUUGAAAAACUUGACGGUCACUAUUCCCGCUGGAAAGAAGGUUGCCGUUGUUGGUCCCAGUGGCUGCGGUAAAUCUACUCUCCUAAGACUUCUGUUCAGAUACUAUGACGUCCAGGGUGGCCGCAUCCUUAUUGAUGACCAGGAUGUUCGCGACGUCACUGUUGAUUCUUUGCGUCGCGCGAUCGGAGUGGUACCUCAGGAUACCCCUCUCUUCAAUGAUACAGUUGAGCACAACAUCCGCUAUGGUAUGAUUGAUGCUUCUCACGACCAAGUUGUCGCGGUCGCAAAGCGAGCCCGCAUUCACGACAUUAUCGAAAAGUUCCCAGAAGGCUACCAGACCAAGGUUGGUGAGCGAGGCAUGAUGAUCUCUGGUGGCGAGAAGCAGAGACUGGCCAUGAGCAGAUUGCUCCUCAAGGACCCCCCUCUGCUGUUCUUUGACGAGGCAACCAGUGCACUAGAUACGCACACGGAACAGGCCUUGAUGAUGAACAUCAACGGUAUUCUUCGCGAGAAAGGACGCACGAGUGUGUUUGUGGCUCAUAGACUACGUACCAUUUUCGACUCAGACUUGAUUAUUGUGCUCAAAGAGGGGCACGUUGCCGAGAUGGGCACGCAUAGAGAGUUGAUUGACCGCGCGGGUGUUUAUGCCGAGCUCUGGAGUGCUCAAGAAACCAUGUUCAGCGAAGAUGGCAAGGAGACGAAAGAGGCGGAGGAGGAGGCGGAGGAGGAGGAGACUAUUGAAAAGAAGAAUUAGACGUUUGCUUCGACAUUAGAAGGGACGAGGUGGCCGAGCAUCUGUAUGAUGAAUCUUAACAUGCCGGGAUGUGCUCGUAUAUAUGUAUAUGUUAAAAAAAAUAUACCAUAAUAUCUUG
Messenger RNA from Trichoderma virens Gv29-8, 2535 nucleotides. RefSeq lists its product as uncharacterized. Gene Ontology annotation, biological process: transmembrane transport; intracellular iron ion homeostasis. Lineage: Eukaryota; Fungi; Ascomycota; Sordariomycetes; Hypocreales; Hypocreaceae. Gene Ontology annotation, molecular function: ABC-type transporter activity; ATP binding; ATP hydrolysis activity. The record is from RefSeq and is a predicted model, not a curated record. The transcript is spliced from 2 exons. Gene Ontology annotation, cellular component: mitochondrial inner membrane. Bases 225 to 2417 code for a protein of 730 amino acids.